AUGCUGCGAGCAGCGGUGCUACUUGCACUGUGGAGCUGUGCUUCCGUACAGGCGGUCGGCUUCGCUCCAGAACUAUACUGCGGCCUGGAGAACUGCUACGACGGUACCUUUUCUUCCAAUGACUGAACCGAAUUGUGUUUGCAGUUCUUGGAAUCGAUCGAGAGCUCUUCGAUAGGUCCAACUUGUCCAAGUCCUACCGCGCGCUCGCCAAGAAAAACCAUCCAGAUCGAUUCAAAAACUUGGUAAGUUAACUUUUUUUGGUCAAGACUAAGUCGACUGAUUAACUCGCGAUAACUUUUUUUUCAGGACUUGAAAGCUGAAGCGGAAGCGCGUUUCCGUGUCAUCGCGACUGCUUAUGAAACUUUGAAAGAUGAGGAAUCCAAAAUUAGCUACGAUUACUACUUGGACCACCCUGAAGAAAGGUCUUUCAAUAUAAAGCAAAAAUAGAUUGACGGUUCUACAGGUUCUACAACUACUAUCAAUACUACCGGCUUCGAGUAGCGCCCAAAGUCGAUGUACGCAUCGUUAUUCUCGGCACUCUCAUAGUCAUUUCUCUGUUUCAAGUUAGUUUGCUCUACUAAAACCAUCUUUUGCCUUUUUUUUCAGUACCUAAGUGCGAGACACAAGUAUUCUGAAGCCAUAUUCUACGCAUCAACAGUAGGAAAGUUUCGCAACAACGCAAUUACGAUGGCAGUUGAAAAAGGGGUUUUUCGACACUUUGCAGAAUAUUUUUUCAACGACCUUAAUCUCAGCUGCUCGAAUUGGACAAUAAGGGAAAACUGAAGAAAGUGAAAGGAAGAGACAACGAAGCAGUGAUCAAGCAAGUGAUCACGGACAAUUUGGAUGUGACGUCAGUGAAGUGUUUUCCUGAAUUCCUCCUAAUUAUAAGAAUGCAGUGGAGGUUACAAAAAGGCGUCCGUUUAUGACACACUUCUUUGGCAUUGUAUAAUUUUCCCCUACACUCUGUUCAACUACAUCGUCUGGUACGCCACGUGGGUUUGGCGUUUCGAUAUUCGUAAGGAAGAAUACGACGAAGACGCCAAACUUCAUCUCAUUCGUAAAAACUUGAAGCUAAGUGAGAACGAGUUCAAGGUCGGAAAAGUCAAAUAUUUGAUCUAAAUUUGAUUUAUCUAUUCAGCGCUAUACGGACGAUGUCCUUGACGAAAUGUUUGAGCGAGAAAUUUGGAUCGCAGAUAAUUUCAAUACGUGGAAAGCGGAGAAAGAAGCAGAAAUGCAAGAAAAAUUGGCGCAAAGUGGCAGGUUAACUUUUUAAGUUCCUUUUUUGAAUCGCCGCUUUCUACAGGUUUUUUCUUUGUUGCAGUUAUAAUAAUUUAUUGACAUAUUCGACCCUAUAACUAUACUUUAGCCAUACACUAAUUAUGAAAAAUGCAUUUUCGUUUUCAAUAAAGAAAUUUUUCAUUUUCAAUAAAGAAAUUUUUUUCAGAUAUAAACGCUACAAACGCUACAUGAAGAAUGCAGGAACGAUUUCUUUCGUCGACGAAGAUUAA
Molecule: messenger RNA, 1508 nt
Organism: Caenorhabditis auriculariae
Lineage: Eukaryota; Metazoa; Nematoda; Chromadorea; Rhabditida; Rhabditidae
Source: the annotation of a GenBank genome assembly